This is a messenger RNA of Spirometra erinaceieuropaei, 984 nucleotides long. The record is from the annotation of a GenBank genome assembly. NCBI's taxonomy places the organism in Eukaryota, Metazoa, Platyhelminthes, Cestoda, Diphyllobothriidea, Diphyllobothriidae.
AUGAGCGCAAUGCUCUGCGGCAUCCCUGGUACAGCUGGGUACCUAGACAACAUCAUCCUCGUGGGUAGUUCCCCUGCCGAGCUGCAAGACCGAUGGUGCGCAGUGAUCGAACGUGUGCAGGAAUAUGGCUUCCACCUGCGGGCCGACAAGUACCAAUGCUUCGUCGACUCCAUCAAGUACCUCGGAUUCGAUUUAGACAUUACCGGUCGCCAUCCAGAUCCUGAAAACAUUCGGGCCAUCCAACGGAUGCCUGCACCCAUGAAUGUAUCACAACUUCGUUCGUUCCUUGGCCUGAUCAGGUACUAUAGCGCCCUCCUACCAUCGCUGCAUGACGUACGGGCAACGCUCAGCCGUCUGUUGCAGAGGGAUGCUGCCUGGUGCUGGUCCCCCGAAUGUGAAAAGGCCUUCGCCCAGCUAAAUUCGAUGCUGAGUUCAGAUCUGCUGCUCACGCACUACGACCCGACGCUGCCGAUCGUUGUUGCUGCAGAUGCUUCCAACUACGGAGUUAGUGCCGUCAUCUCACAUACUUUUCCUGAUGGGUCUGAAAAGCCGAUCAUGCAUGCAUCUCGCAUGCUAACCCCUGCAGAGAAGAACUAAAGGCAAAUAAAGAAAGAGGCUCUAGCCCUCGUGUUUGCCGUCAAGAAAUUCCACAAACUGUUGUAAGAUCGCCACUUCACGUUGUUGACGGAUCACAAACCAUUGCUGUCAAUCUUCCGUUCGAAGAAGGGCAUUUCCGUCUACUCAGCCAGCCGACUUCAGCGAUGGGCAGCCAUCCUUCUUGGCAACGAUUUGGGCAUUCGCUACUGUCGUACUACAAACUUUGGUCGGGUUGACGUCCUUUCUCGCCUCAUCAGCAAUCAGCAGGAACCUGAGGAAGAUACUGUGAUUAUCACUAUUUCGAUUGAGGACGAUGUGCGCUGUCAGCUAUUAGACGCCAUACGAGGUAUCCCUGUCACUGCCGCGAACAUCCGACGUGCUACUUAA